GAUAAAGCAGGUUUUGUUUUGUUUUAAACCUGGUUGAGAAAUGGUUGAAGAAGAAAAAAAAACAUUACAAGCACAUAGAAAUGUAAUAAACGGACACCUUGACUUACUUUAAAAAGUAUUUUUUAAUAAGCAGGGCAUUGAUUAUAACUUAAAACUGAUUUUAUUGAGUUAUUUUAUGCACCUGAGUAAAAAUAAUGGAACAAAACAAGAAACACGAGAGGGACUGAAAGUUUAAACAGGUGAUUCAGUUGUGGAGGCUCCAGAACUUCUUAUGGCCAAAACACUGGGCCUCAUCAGAAGUCCUCUCCUCCUCUCCUCCCUCUCUUUAUUUCAGCUCGCUGUUUCCUUCUUGUCAUCCUGUUGUUUUUAACCGGGAUCAAAGUGGAGCUUAGGGGAUGAAUUACAUAACAGAAUUCUCUCCUCCACGGUUCGUCGGUAGUUUCUACCUCCCAUAAUUGUUAACAACCCCCCCCCCUGUCUCCUGCCCUGAUGGAGAGACAGAGAGGCUGCACAUAAGGAAAGCAUUCAGACGUUUACUUAUAAAGAGAUUUAUGAUCAUGUGUUUGCCAGUCCUAUGGAAUUUUUUAGAUGACAUUAUAUUUACAGGAAACUAAAGUGUACAGUUAUUAUUAUUAUUAUUAACCAUCAUUGUCUGGCGGCUGUUGAGUAACGUUCAAAGCUUCUCCCUCUCUCUGAUCUCUGCUGCUGCAGGCAUUAGCUUUCUGAACGUGAUAACAAGGACUUCUACUGAACUGUAAAUAUUCACAUGACUUGUAAGGAAGGCUGCAAAACAACCUCUCCUUUUGAACAGACUUCUUUUGUCUCGUCCUGUGAGACUUUAAAGCAGCUGUUUUUAGUUUUACUUCAUCAGUAACAUUUUACACAGAGCAGGUUUCUGUCCAGAUUAAAGCCAUGCUUGUUUCAGACACGCUCGUGUUUAAAAGUGGAAUAAUAUACUUAAAGAUCCCAAAGAUGAUGUUCCUUUCUUUUUCAUAUUUUUUUAAAGGUGUGGAAGACUGAAAAAAACAUUUUUUAAAUCUAAUUUCUGAUUAUGAUCAGUCACUCUGAGUUUUUCAUGCAGGCUGAACAUGAAAUAGUCUCCUACACCUUUUUGCUGCAUUAGCUUCUGAUAGAAAAUAGGCGGUGAAACUCUAGGAUUUGAAAAGUCUGACAGAUUUACAUCACACUGUCACUCAACAUUCAUGGACUCACCCAUCUGGACUCAUGAUGGGGAAGGCUGUUGUUUUAACGUCGAGGAGACGGCAGAAAAUGUCUUGGCUAGUAGAAGCUAACCAUUAGCAUUAGCAACUUUACCGCAUGGCAGAAGCUCCUCUAAGCUUGUGUUAUUUGUGGAAAUAAAAAUCAAGUCAGCCAGUAUCUCAGGAGGUAGAGCGGGUUUCCAGUAAUCGGAAGGUUGCAGGUUUGAUCCCGGCUCCGACCAGAGAAUGCUGCUGAUGUGUCCUUGGGCAAGACACUUAAAGGCACAGUCUGCAACAUUUAAAUGUAGAAUAACUUUAAAAAUGUUUGAUUUUGACCAUCUGACCCAAUUUUAUUAAAAAAAGUAAAUAAUCUUUAAUAUUUCAAUUUUCUCCUAAGUCCCUCCCCUGCCCUGUAGAGCUCAGCCAAUAUUUCUGCAAGCCUAACCCCGGGUUUCCAUGGGAGCCGUCAGCAGCACGUUACUGCAGCAGCACGUCUUGCUCGCGUAAGCUGCUGCUUGGCCCUUCCCACGAGACGCUAAGCAGCAGGGGAGCAGCUGUCACCGACAGAGCACGAAGUCACACGAGUGACUUCGUCAGUAAACACAACAACAAGCAGGAGAAAACUACAACAUGGUUUGUGUUUUAUGUUCUGUCCGUUUUAUAAUCGCCAAUACGGACCUGAAAAACAAAGGAGACCGCUAGCUAGGUGAUAACUUCUCACGGGGACGCACAGUUAGUAACAUUUUUUAAAAGUAAAGCAACCGGAAGGCAGCACGUUCUUUAUUCUGAAAAUCUCUGUAGCUUCUCUCCAUUUCCGCGUCCGAUUUCCUGUCUUUCCUUCCCCAAAAAUGUCGAACUUGACCCGUUUCAGAGGCGUCGCGCGUAGAAAAUAGAACCGGCGCGUAAAGGCCGCGACAUGCUGCUCCUGAGACGCGGCCGACUCGCGCUGCUGACGGCUGCCAACGGCUCCAGUGGAAAAGGUUCUGUUGACCACAGCGGUUCCUAUCAGCAGCUAUGACUGCUGCUGCAGUAACGUGCUGCUGACGGCUCCCGUGGAAAGCCGGGGUAACGCGUUGACCAAUAGCGCUGCGUUUCCACCAGGGGGCAGCUUUCAAUAAUCGAGCCCGAGCAGGUCUCAGCUUGCACAACAGUGUCACGCGCCUCACUUGGCUUACUGCAGAAACAUGGAGCAACAAAACCCUAAAUUACCGAUUCCUCGACUGCCUUCCACAUCUCAAAAAACAUUUAAAAAGUUUAAAAGCCCUUCUUCAAAAGUGGCUGUAAGACGUUUAAGACAGUCGAGUAGAAUUUACAUUGGAGAUUGUUUUACACACGAUGGAGAGAUUUUCGUGAUCUACACGGCCUGAAAACGGAUGAAGAGUUGGCAAAGUAUCUUUUAGACAGUCAUCAGUCCAAAUAUGAAGCAUCAACAUUACACCAUUGAAGCGCCAACUGUGUAUUUCUCCAACACCAGUGCCAGCUCUGUCUAGCAUUCAUGGAGAAUCAUCUGAAAGGGAUGAUAAUUUGGAGGAGGUGAUGGAACAAGGUGAAACUAAAAAAGAAGGAUCUUCACAAAUGUUAUCUUGUGUGGGAAUUGAAGCAAACAUUGACGAGGAAGAGUUCAACAAUAUUCAGAACUCUGAUAGAGUCAUCAGAUGACACAUGGUCACCAAACAGAGAAACAGAAGUUGAUUCGUCUUCAGAGGAGGACGAAACCAUCGAGAUGGACUGCGGUACUGAUGACAGCGGUGAUGAGGACUACACACCUUAUACACACAUAAGGUAAUUCCUUUCGUUUAACAUUCUAUAAAACUGCAAUAGCGCAUAGAUAAUACAGGACCGGAGCAGCAUUACAAAAAACAUUACAACUUGAGACUCUGCAAGAAAUUAACAUAGAGGAUACAGUUCAUGACUGUAAUAUCCCAGAAGCAACUGACCGACGUUUGACAAGCAAGAAAGGUCUUCCUCGACGCUACAAGCUAAGGCCUGAGGAUCCAAGGCGUUAUGGUUUGCUGUCCGGAGUUCCUGCACCAUCAACAGAGGAACUUCUACAACACCUACGGACUCGCGGUGAUGGUAAAACUUUGCCACAGACAUAGGUGUUAGGGGGAGGCAAGAGAAAACCCAAAACCUUCUUUAUUUUUGUUUCCUGUGUUUUUUUUUUUUUUUUUUUUUUUUUGAAAAUAAAGAUAUAUUUUGGGGAAAUAAGGACUAAUAAUUUAAAAAUUUAUGUAAAAUGUUGGAGGUUGACAUAAUUUUUUGUUGUUGUGCAGGAGUUUUAAAAUUUAUGGUAUUUUUACAAAUGCAGCACAGAGUUAUGCUUUAGAACACUUUAUUAGAGCAUCAAACAAAAAUAUAUAAAAACAAACUUAUGUAAAAUAUCAAAUAUAUACAUUUAUUUACAAUCGUCUUGGAAUAAAACCUGUGUAGUUACCAUUGGGGUCAGGGAAUUUUGCAGAAUAAACUCCUCCAUGUGUGGUACAGUUGAAAUACAUGUCUGGGGAGGCUGUUGGCAGCAUUUCUUUUCCAAAUCAGUUGGUAUAUCUCUGCAGUGGGAGCAUACACACCAUGAAGGUUGAUUGGGUGUUGGAGGUGUUGUGGCAUUUGGACCAGAGAGGGCAAGUACAUCAAAGAGAACACCAGUGUCUGUCCAGCACCAUGAGGAACCUACUUGAGGAGGACUCCGAUGAAGAGGAGGACUUUUUCCUGAGGGGGCCCACAGGACCCAGAUUUGGACCUCAGAGUGACAAAAUGAAGCACGUGCAGUCGCAGGUGGAUGAGGUGAUCGACGUGAUGCAGGAGAACAUCUCCAAGGUGAUAGAGAGGGGCGAGCGUCUCGAUGACCUGCAGGACAAGUCAGAGAGCUUGUCGGACCACGCGUCCGCCUUCAGCAGCCGAGCCAAACAGCUGCACAGGAGGAUGUGGUGGAGAGACAUGAAGAUGAAGAUAGUUGUCGCUCUGGUAGUUGUUGCCAUUCUCUUGAUUAUUAUCAUCCCAGUGAUCCUUCGGUACCGUAACUGAGGAUGAGAAUGAAGUGGAGCCCUCGGCUGCUCACUCUGGAGGGCACCACACCCUCUUCAGUGUCACCUUGUUUAUGCUUCAGGAUCUGGCCUCGGCUACCCCUUCAGUUGGGAUCUAAUUUAAAUUUCCAAUCUUAAUCUCACUUGAGAUCAGUUGUGACGCAGGGUUUGAGCCCUGAUCAAAGGAAGGGGGCAGAAACCGGGUGUGAAAAGUGAAAAGUACUCCAUUCCAAGACAAAUAAAUCCAACAAUCUGUCGUAGUUAGCUACUGUGAAUCUGCUGCAUUAAUCUCAUGUAAAGAGGCAGCAGAUGAACCUCUGAGGUCCACUUGGGAUUUCUUACGUGUGCAAAAUCUCAAAAACAAAGCACAUUUUAUUUCUACUCUGCAAGAGGUGAGAGGACGUCUGAGCUUCAUCUGUGGUUCCCAGACUUGUUUUAUCAUAAAAGAAGCUUUUUGGCAGAAAAUCUCUGUCCUGUUCCCAUACAACAAGCUGCUCGGUAGCAGAAAGCACCGUCGCCUCUGAUCACAGAAAAAAAACAUCCAGGUUUUGAAUGUAUUCUCAUCAGCGCUGCUCUGCUCACGGCUGUCCAGCUGUUAAUGUUUUACUCUGCUGAUGGUUCUGUUGGGUUUAAAAGCUUGCUCCAUGUGUUUUUCCUCUAAAGUUAUUACUUCUGUUGUAGGUGAAGCUCUGUAUGAAAGCUGGUGUUAGCUGCUGAGGAGACGGACGGGUUAUCUGUACUGUUACGUUUGAGGGGAGUGAUGCUCUCUGUAACAAACAUGGGUGUUGUAGUGACCGGAUUAACUCCAUGUUGUAAUUUGAUUACUUUUGUGUAAUUUAUUUUAGCUGUAAAUAUGGGUUCUGUAAUGAUACUGCACAGUUCUCUGGCAUCGCAAAGGAAGACUGAUUCUCUUUGCUCUGUAAUAAAGAGAAUGAAAAGGGUCUGGUUUAUUCUGGUUUCAGCUGCCUGACUGGCUCAGGAAGGAGAAUUUUGUGGAAAUAGAAAAUGGACAAAUGAGAUGGGGGGGGGGGAAUCCUGAUCAUUAUGCCAUCUUUUCAGUUUUGAACACACGUAUUCUGCUUCCAUUGAAAGCAGGGUCCCUCAUUACUCCACUAUUUUAUUAGUUUGUGACUUUACUGGCACCGCAGAGUCCCAGGAUGGCACUAAAGUGGGAGGGCUGGGAGUCCGUGAGAGGGUUAUUGCUCUGACAGACCCUCAGCUCAGGUUCUCUCCACACCGCAGACAUAAACAGGCACUGACGGCUCUUCUGUGGAGCUGACCCAGAGGGACAGCUUUGCGUUGUUGAUAUACGGCAGGUGGUUACUUCAGCUCGCAUCUGUUGCUGAGGCGCACACUGGGGGGUGAUGGCUUUAUUUCCGUUCUGAAAAUCAUUUAAGCUCACACACAUUGUUUGAAAGUUGAAGCUGCUGUGAAAUGUUGGAAAGUUCUCACACUAGAGUCAAGUUAGAAAUAUAAAGUUUUACAUGUCAGAAAGCCUGUAAAUAUUUUUAUGUGUCCAUUUGUUUACCCACAGCUGAGCACUAAUGCUGAUUUAAAACGUUUCCUUAGAAGCAGCAACUUGAAGGAAUCCCGCUCCUCGAGAUUUGAUCUGUCUCUGCAUUCAAGGGAAGCUAUUUUCUUUUUGAAGUUUAUGUUUUUGUUUAUGCACAGCUUUCUAAAUGUCCACCACAGUAUUUCAUUUCGUUUGAGGUCUGGACUUUAACCCAGCCACCACUGCAGCCUGAUUCUCGAGUCCUUAAGUUCUGUUUGAAUAGAUUAGCUGCUGGUUUCCUUUUGGAUGAUCUGCUUUGGCUUCAGCUGUUUGACAGAUGGUCUCAUAACUGACUCUGAGCCUUUAGUAUACAGAGGAAAUAUAGAAGAAUUAGUGCUCGACUCAACUGCAUUACGACAAGGUGCCCAAGUUCUGUGGCUGCAAAACAAUCAUCAACCCUCCACCACUGUGCUUAAGAGCUGUGUUUAAUAGUUUUACUGCACUUGGUCAUUAGAUAAAUUUUUCAUUUUAAUGCAGCUUAAUGGACCUAAGCUUUGCUGCCAUUUUUUUUUACUGAUGGUUAGACACGUUCUUCUAGGCUAGGCUUAAAACCAUAUUUGUUCUUUGUUUUAUUCAUUUUUCUCAGUGUUGUUAAAACAAGUUAGUUUGUUUGUUUGUUUUUAGUUUUUCAGUAAUUAUUAUAAUCUUUGCACCGUUUAUCUUUGUUUGAACUGAAAUGUCCAUUCCAUGAAAAACUGCUACAAUCCUGUUUCCCACUAUUUAAAAUAAUUUCUCACCAUAGAUUGUAAAAUUAUUUGGAAAUAUUCCAAGACUGAUUAAAGGCUGAUUUAUGCUUCAA
Nothobranchius furzeri (turquoise killifish) is the source of this 6570-nucleotide messenger RNA. The record is from RefSeq and is a predicted model, not a curated record. NCBI's taxonomy places the organism in Eukaryota, Metazoa, Chordata, Actinopteri, Cyprinodontiformes, Nothobranchiidae.